AUUAAUAACAAAACGCACUUUGAGCAAAGAACAGAAAAGAGCCAUGUGAUCUUCGCCGAGGCACAAGAGGGAACUCAUUUUCAUAUUUGUACGCAAAAAUGGAUCGUUCAGAUAAAGCAAUAGCUGUUGCUCUCUGCACUAUAUUGUUUGCAUUUGCGAUUAUUGAUAUACGCAUCACAGCAGUGGUUUAUGGAACUAGAUCCCUGGAUAUUUUCUUACCACUUAAAAAUCUGCCAGAAAUUAUGAUCCUCUUGAUGACUUCCGGUGUUUUUGCGAUUAUUUGCUCUGCUAUCGGUGCAGCAGGCUUCGUCAAAAAUAACAAAAAGAUAUUUCUUGUGUUCAUUGUUGCGGCUUGUGCGAACAGUAUUUUGCAAGUUGUGGGUUUCAAAGCGGCUUUAUCUACCGACGUUUUAUCUGAUGCAUUUGAUCUUCUCAAAAGACUGAGAAAUCUUUACGACCCUUCUGAGCCAAACGUGCAACGGAUGUGGGAUGACAUGCAAGAAAGGCUUCAUUGUUGUGGGUUUUUUGGCCCAGCGGAAUGGGGAACUAAUUAUCCAGAUUCGUGCUGUGUGGAUGGAAACUGCUCGACGCAAAAUGCCUAUAAAGACGGCUGUUUAUCUGUUGCUGAGUUCUACUUCUCUUUUUUGGUCAAUGCAGUGUUAGCUGGAUUCUCCGCUGCAAUAACGUUCCUACAGCUCAUCCUCUGUGUAUUCGCAUAUAAAGAGUUGCGCCAAGAUGUCAAUGAAUAUAUACGUUUUUGAUGGUAUUUAUUUAACAAUUUAUAAUAAAAAUGGUGAGAGCAAACGACUAAUAAAAUCAAUAAAACAUUUUAAGUUUAAAUAAA
This is a messenger RNA of Cloeon dipterum, 844 nucleotides long. RefSeq names its product 23 kDa integral membrane protein-like. The coding region runs from base 99 to 761 and encodes 220 amino acids. NCBI's taxonomy places the organism in Eukaryota, Metazoa, Arthropoda, Insecta, Ephemeroptera, Baetidae. Gene Ontology annotation, cellular component: plasma membrane. The record is from RefSeq and is a predicted model, not a curated record. The transcript has 6 exons.